GAAAAAGUUAAUGAGCUGUAAACACGUAGUGUCUCGGCUCUUGAUAUUUUGUCUAUUACCAGUGAAACUACCAGUUUUUAAUUAUAGUUAAAGUGAUCAAACUAACUUUAAACUACACAGGUUUAUGGAUUAUAAACAAUUUACCAGUUUUGUUUUUUGCGGGAAACGAAAGUAAUUAGUUUCGGUAGUACCGUAAAUAAAUUAUCAAUAUGUCAUCAGAUGUUACUAUACAGGAUGUCCCAGCGAAUAAAUCUUAUUCUACCGCAGCUUCACAGCAAAAUUUCUUCCCAGGAAAAGAAAACGCAAUACUUUUUAGCGCUAUUAAUAAUACACCACUGCAAGAUUAUCUUAUUUCUUUAGGUAAUUUAAUAAAUCCCAAAAAUAUCUUAUUCUCGUCUCGCCUAUCUAAUAAUCGAAUAUGCAUGUAUUUAAGUUGCAUGCAAGCUGUUGAGGAUUUUAUGACAAACUAUGGUUCUAUACAGGUAAAUGGAGAAACAGUCAGGGCCAGAAGGCUCAUAACGCCUGCAGAAAGAAUAGUACUAUCAAAUGUUUGUCCAAGUAUCCCACACGAAGUAAUCAUCCAAGAAUUAAAACAUCUCGGCCUAAACUUAGUUUCUCCAAUCACUUUCCUAAAGAUCAGUGCCUCUCUUCCAGAAUAUAGCCAUAUAAAAAGUUUUAGAAGGCAAGUGUUUAUUAGUCCGCAUAACACGACGAUCCCAGAUUCAAUUCUUCUGAAUUAUGAUAAUACUAAUUAUAGAAUAUUCAUUUCGCAGGAUAGUAUGACAUGCUAUAUCUGUAAACAAAUAAAUCACAUUGCUAGUAACUGUCCAAGCAAUAAAAAUUCUUCUUCUCAGCCUUCAGGACCCUUAACUCCCCCUACUGUUCAAUCUUCUGACUCUCCUACCAAUGCUGGUAAUCAAGUAGACCAAACUUCUAAUAAUGAUCAAAAUAAAAAUACCGAAAUAUUUCCACAAGUAUCCAUACCAAACACCUCUAACUCUACAUCAGUGGAAAUUAUACAGCCCGUUUCUGAAGCAACCCAAGAUUUAAAAACUAACGAAAAUACUCCACUGGAAUCUUCUGCUACAGCCGAAAAUAUAGAGAUAAUUUCACAGACUUCACUAGCGAUCACGAAAGAAUCACCCUGUCCCUCCACCAAACGAACCAUAGAGGAAACAUUAUCUCCACCUGUUGAAAAUGUCGUUGAUAAUCAAACAUUUCUUCUUCCUGCUCAGCCUCAUAAAACAAAAACUCAAAAGAAUAAAAAACCUAAACGCUCAUUACCUAUCCCCGAAUCACUUGAAUCAUAUCUAAGUAAACAAUCAACACCGUCCAUUUUAAGCUAUGACCAAUUAAUGAUGCUUAUUGAAAAUAUUCAAGGCAGCCAAUCUCCUAUCGAAAUUGUUAAAGAAUUCACAUCUGAUUUCCUUGGUCUCGUAAAUUUGCUUACCGUCUCUUAUCAAUAUAUUCCAGAUAGAGCCACAAAAUAUCGUUUUACAAGGCUAAAAACCCUACUGCUACGUUUUCUCGGUGAAGAAGCUACUACUGAGAGUGAACUCUCUUCAACUGAAACAUAACAUUCAACUCGAUUUUACAGUGGAAUGUUGAUGGGCUUUUCCAUCGCUUACCAAUGCUCAAUAUCAUUCAAUCAGAACACUGUCCCGAAAUUAUAUGUCUACAGGAAACUAAUCAUGUAUCUUCUAACCCAUAUUCGCAAAUACAUUUUACAUGCUUUCGUAAAGACCGAACUAACACAGCUCGCGCAAGUGAGGGAGUUGCAAUUUUAGUACCACUUAUUUCGACUUUCCCGCAGUCGUUGGAGUUUCACUUAUCUCAACAAAAUGGUAGAAUAGUCAACUUCAUUUGGACUCCUUGGAAAUGAAGAUGCAGACUCAAGUGCGCGUAGUGCAGUGACUGGUGCGGAUUCAGAAACGGUAUUACAAUAUGCCCCUAAUGACUUGAAAGUGUUGUUAAAACAAUAUGUGUUAAAUGACUGGCUCGAUGAAUGGCAAAACUCAAAUUUAAAACUUAGACCAAUUAAAGACACAGUAAAAAGAGUCAAAACAGUUUAUAAAAGUUGUUAUGAGCAAGCAGUUUUCAACCGCCUACGACUAGGCCAUACCAGGCUUACUUACUCAUAUUUGGUCUCAAGAUCUGAACCACCUAUUUGUGAAUCGUGUAACACACAAGUAACUGUCAAACAUUGAAUGCCAAAAAUAUACACAAGAACGUAUUGAUUUUAAUAUCGUAUCAAAUAUGUCUGUUCUGGGUGCCAAUAAUAAAGAACCAAAAAUUUAAUUGACUUUUUAAAAACAGUUGGUGUAUUCAAUAAAAUAUAACAAGUUUUUGUAGAUAAUGCAUGUAACCUUACCAUUGUACUAUACUUAUAUUGUACCACAUUUUUGUUUAACCUAUGUAUUGUUCCGUCGCUAAUAACCAUUAGGUGGAUGCGACUUUUUCUUAAUAAAAAAAAAAAAAA
Diabrotica virgifera virgifera (western corn rootworm) is the source of this 2479-nucleotide messenger RNA. RefSeq lists its product as uncharacterized. The record is from RefSeq and is a predicted model, not a curated record. Gene Ontology annotation, molecular function: zinc ion binding; nucleic acid binding. Bases 210 to 1577 code for a protein of 455 amino acids. The transcript is spliced from 2 exons. Lineage: Eukaryota; Metazoa; Arthropoda; Insecta; Coleoptera; Chrysomelidae.